AAUCAAACGCUAGUGCGCAUGCUCAGAUCGUUGUUUUAUAUCUAUCGAGAUAUACAAUGAGUGGUAGUAGUAGGGGUUGAAAUGUUGCACUGGGAGGAGGUUAUUCAAAGCCAGUUGUGUUUAUCAGUUCGGUUGUGACACACCGGCAAAGUGCAAUGGAAUUAAUAGUUUUCAUAUAUUAUAAUAAGAACAAUAUUAUAUUUUUCAAGUGUCUCUCGAAUAGCAAUUAAUGUAUCACAAUCGUAGUAAUAUAUCUUAUAAUUAUUCGUGUAGAAUUAAAAUGGAAACCUGAUGAAUUAGGUUGUCCCUUUAAUCCUAACCAAAGUGAUCGGGAUCGUAUUCGAAGAGACAUAUGUGUAAAAACGGAACGAUAAAAAAUAACAAAGAUAGAUAAAAUAAUAGAACAGGUGCAAUAUAGUGAUAAGAAACAUUUCUGUGACUAUUGUAUAUGUAUUACUGUUGACUGUGACUCUAGUUGAUUAAAAGAGCGCAUGUUGUUUUCUUUGAGAUUCUAUCAGCCAAAUAACAGCUGGGAGAGAGAUCUUAAAAGGAAAUGCUUUAAAACGCAAUCCCAAUUAAAACGUUCAAGGGUGAAGGACCAUACGUGUGUAUCGAGUCAUGACGAAAUAUUGGUUCAAUGUCAUUAUUUUCAGGGUUUUCCUUCCGGCCAUAUUAGCAGGAUGUACGAUAUGGCGGCCGGUAGGAUUGUCCCUAGUAUAUUUGGGACUGGCAUUGUAUUCGCCAAUAGUCCCAACACCCACAAACAAAACAAUGUCCGGUCAUACCGGACUUUACUUAAAGGCAACCAUCUGUUUGUGCUUCCUAGUUGCCAUAACUCAGCUUACCUUUCACAUAGUUUUAUUAGCAAUGCCACCGUACGGUUAUUUUCUUCAAGACUGUCAAUUCAUGGAAGAAUUAUUCAGACACAUAGGUUUAGUAAAACUAGAUAACGCAUCGGUAUGGGAAGUGUUUUAUUGGCUUACACCAGAAUUAAUAUUGUUACCAAUAGCCAUAGUAAUAUACGUAAUAUGUCGUUUCUUAACGCAAAAUAAACGAAACGAAGAAGAAGAGGAUGUAUCCAUUCAAAGGACUAAUGAUUCUGCCAAAAAACCUGAAGACAGGACUACGAAGAUAAUCAAUUUUCUUGGUCGUAUCGGCACGUACGUAGUUCUUGCUUCUUUGUGCUGUACCGCAUCCUUAAAACCAUCGGUUGAAGGUGCAUUCUACUUUCUGGUAUUUCUUGGUACUGCAACGUGGUGGGCUUGCAAUAAGGAAUUAAGAAAAGGUUUUGCAAUUCUAUGCAAAAUCGUUAUGAUAGUAGUGGUCGUUCAUAUUGUAGCCCUACUUGGUUAUCAAAAUCAGUGGCCUCAAGAAUUAAUACCCGUCAAUAGCACGUGGUCUCGUUAUUUUGCAUUGACUGCUAUUUAUCGUACUAAUUGUACCCGACCAAAUUACGUGGAGUAUGCAGAUGAUACCGAUUGGCUACCUUACGGAUACGCAUUGAGAUUAUUCUGGCUCUACUACGUUUUGGCUCUGCAAUCACAAUUUCUCAAUAAAAAACCAGCAAAGAAAGUGGCACGAUUAAGCGGUAAGCUCGAGAACUUGGACACGCCAUUGUCCAGGCAUGUUUCGAUUCGACGAAGAACACCAUCCCAAAGAUGGCAAUCCGCACGACGGAAGGCUCGCAGGCCGAUCGUUGAUGAUACAUCGAUGAUACUUCCCAACGAGAGGACACCCUUGAUGCGUUUUGGGUCUGGAAGAACAGGACUUCUACAAGAUUCAACUGGCAGCGUUAUCAUACAAGAUGGUCAUCAAGAUGACAAUAUACAAUUACAAAAUCUUGACGAUGGUGCACCUGGAGAUAGUCCUGGAAUUUUGGAACAUAUCAUUAUGGCUGUAUAUUCGAUAUUUCAAUUGAUAAUUAAUUCUUCUUAUCUCGCUACGAAUAUUAUCAUGAUGACCUGGAGUAUAAUGUAUCACAGUUGGACAACCUUUGCACUUUUACUUUGGGCAUUAAUUCUAUGGAUGGUAUCUAAUAAACGUGCUUCGAUGAUGAAAUGUUCACCCUUCAUCGUCUUUUAUUCGACCCUUUUGUUACUUGGGCAAUACGUUUACAGUAUGGAUUUGACCGAAGAAGAAUUGCCGACUGUGGUUAAUGGUAUCAAAAUAUCUGAAAUAGGAUUCAGUAAAGCACAAGAACUUAGCCGUUGGCAUUUGAUUGUUAAGUGUUCGUUCAUGUUGAUAUUUUGGAUUACUAUGAGACAAUAUACAGCAGAAUGGAAACAACAGAGACAAUUGUCAACUUUGAGAGACAUUGUCGCGCCUUUACACGUCUCAGUUUCUACAGCCACAACAGCGAUGAAUCACGAAGUACCAGAAGUUAAAAGCAAAUUUAUGAAAGACGUUGGUAUCAUAUUAAAACAACUAUUGACUAAAUUCUGGAUCGCCGUUGUAGCUAUUACUCUGUUCAUUUGCGGUAUUACCGGUGAACGAAUGACAGUUUUCAGAAUUAUUUACAUGUCCUUAUUCCUUUUCUUCGUAAUUACAUUCCAGAUGUCCUGGUCAAUAUGGAGAAAAAUAAUGUAUACUUUUUGGAUAACUGUAAUUGGCUAUUCCAUAAUCAUGUUAAUCCUUGUAUAUACCUAUCAAUUUCAAAAUUUCCCGACAUAUUGGAAUUAUUUGGGUAUAAACGAACAAUUACAAAUGGACAUUGGUUUGGAAAUAUAUGAAACCAAGGAUCUGUUUGUAAGACUAUUGACACCAACAUUUUUCGUUAUUAUCACGGUACUUCAGAUGCACUAUUUUCAUAAUGACUUCUUACAAGCAACGACUAUCGAUAAACUCGGACCAGAAAGUGCUUUUAGGCGAACAAGUCUCGGACAUAGCCCUAGUUUGAACAUUUCUAUGACUUCACCUACAGAUGUUAUUCUAGGAGAAGAGGAAACAUCAAAUAUGUAUACUUUAAAACAACUCAAACGAAUGUCAAGACUGGAAAGAAUUGAACUUAUACGAAAUUUAAUGAAUCAUUUAGUUCAUUUUUACAAUUAUAGUUGGUUAUUCCUUGAGAUUCACAUGCAAAAAAUCAUUUUUAUUUCUCUAAUUCUUUUAUGUGUCAAUGAUGUGUGCGCAAUAAAUUUUCUUUUUGUCCUUGCUGUAGUAAUAGUAAUUAAUUUCAAUAGAAACAUACAAAUUAUGUCGAUCAACGUUAUAGCUGCCGUUAUUGCACUUUUAAUGGUAACCAAAAUGUUGUAUCAAAUAAAAUAUAUUAAUCACAAUAAUUGGAACGUAAAUUGCACAAGAGGAUUUAACGAAAGUUCAGAAAAAUAUGUUGGCAACGACACCAUAUAUAACAUCGCAGAAUGGUUUGGUAUUAAAAAAGGUGAACCAGGGCAUCUUGCAGAAUUGUUGAAGGGAUACAUUGGUAUUGUUACAGUAACAACCUUAAGAAAAAUCAUUCGAAUUCGACAGUGGUUUUAUCGAAGUGCUAAAGGGGAAUCUUUGGAAACUCCUCAAGUCAUGUUUCCAAGUAUUGGCAGAGUAGACGCGGACAGGGGUAUACCAGAAUGUUUGAAGUUCCUCUUUAAUUAUGGAUUUUAUAAAUUCGGCCUUGAGAUGUGCCUUAUCGGAAUUGUUACUCUUAUUGGCAUGAGACUCGACUUUUACUCCGUUCUUUAUGGUUGUUGGCUUCUAUUGUUCUUCCCAUUAAAGAGGAAAACCGUUUCUAGGAUAUGGCCGUUCUUUAAAACGUUUGCUAUAGUAUCAUUGCCCAUACAAUAUGCUUUGGUGGUAGCACCGCCUACGUGGCUUUGCAUAGAAUAUCCUUGGAAUCGUUCGGAAAUGUUACAAAGAUUGCAAGAAUGGAUGUAUUUUCCAGAUCCGGAUUAUCCACCAAAUCCGAAAAAAUUAAUCUGUGACUUUUUAUUACUAAUGAUGAUCGUUCGACAAAGUCUUGUCUUCAGUAUUGAACAAAGAAGCAUAAUAUCCGCUCGAGAGUUCAUAGCGGGUCAUAACUUUUCUGUUUUCCAAAACAUGGAUAAUCCGAAUUUUAUGAAUCCUGUUAAAGAUUACGUCUCUCAUAUACACUCUUGGUUAGAUGUAUUUAAACGGGGUGUUAUGAUGAGUCUCAUGUGGAUCACUCUUUCUAUUAUGUUCUUGGCUGGAACCAAAAGAACUAAUUUGUUUUCUCUUGGUUAUCUUAUCGGUGCCUUUGUAUUCCUAUGGCAGGGUAGCGAUUUCUAUUUGAGACCAGUUAAAACAAUACUCAAAUGGUGGAAUAUGUUACUUGGUUAUAACAUCAUUGUCAUAUUUUCUAAAUCUUUACUACAAGGUGUUGGCUGUGUCUUGAUACACGAGCUGCAAAAUUCUGCCUGCUGGCUAGUCCAAUUACUUGGUAUUGCCUGUCUUAAAAAAUUCCACAGCGCAACGAACGAUAUGGGAAACGUCGGAGAGAUUUGCCAAGUACCUAGAGAAGAUAUCGGCAUGGUUUGGGAUGGAUUAUGUUUCGGCUUUCUUUUGAUGCAAAAACGUCUCUUUAAAAGUUAUUAUUUCUUCCACAUCGUGGAUGAAACAAAGGCAAUGAGUAUAUUAGCAUCGCGAGGAGCUGAACUUCUUGAAGAGUUGCAUCAGAAACGCAUAAGGAUCCAAGAUAACGUGGAAAAGACUGUUCUACAGAAACUCAAACACAAGAUGGACAAGAUCAAAGCUAAUCAGAGAAAAAUUCAGGGACCGUCAUAUAGAGAACCUCAAACCCAUAAAAUAGAUACUCUUUAUCCAGGGACACGGCCGUUGUACAGAGUUCGCGCUCCAAAGACCAACAGAGAGGCCAUCAGGUCAGGUGACUAUUACAUGUUCGACGAUUUGGAUGACGACGAUGUAACCGAUAUUGUAGCCGAUGCCGAGGCAGAACGAAAGGAAGAUGAAAAUCGUCGUGAACAAGAAAUAACUGGUAGAAGAAUGACAGUAGCUGAGCUGAUGGAUACGCUGAUUAAGACAGAGCCGUAGGAGCGUACCGCUGACGCGGAAGAAAUCGUCCAUGUCCUAUCUGAGUGCGCGAUCCGAGACCGAGACUGCCGUGGCAACCGACGGUGCCGAUCGUGCAAGUUUUACAUCCGCCGAAAUUGAGUCGGAAGAAAAAGAAUUAGCAGCGGUGGAUUUAGCAAAAACACCACCUAUUUCUGACGAUGAACGAGCGGAAGAAAAAACAGAGGAAAAGAGUACCGAAGAUGGGGAAGAAAAAAAAGUUUCCAUUUCUACAUAUUUCCAAUUCUUAUGGGUAAUGGUGAAUAGUACUCUGAUCUCAAUGACCAAGUAUCUCAAUCGAUUUUCUCGAGAUUAUAGAUACAUCCGUAAGGUUUUAGCAAAAGAAAAGAAAAUAUUAAAGGGAAAACCAGAUUUCAAAAUGGGUUUCAGAUUAGGAAUUAAUCAAAUGUGGCAACCGAUACCAUUGGUACAAGAAAAAUCAUCAACUAAUGAAGAUACAGGAGGAACUUCUGAUCCUGGUGAAGGUCCUAGUCAGCAACGUUCUGAAAUUGAAAGGAAGGAAAGCACGCUGACAGUACCUCAUAUUCGAAUCCUGGCCCCAAGUUUGGAGCGAGGAUUGGACAAGUCCUCCUCCAGCACGAUUUUCUCGCAAAUGUCACAAAUUCAAGUCGAAGAAGAGGUUGCAGAAUUAUCCGAAUUUGAUCAACCACCGAUAAUUCAAUUGGCAGCGUCAAUAUGGUUUGGAAUUUUGGCACAUUCAAGCUUGUUGUGUUAUUUCAUGGUAUUUCUUCAUCAAAUUAAAAAUGCCUCUGUUAUUUCUACACCAUUACCUCUGAUGGUGUUUUGUUGGGGUUCUCUCACGAUCCCCCGGCCUUCGAAAACAUUUUGGGUGACUUUAAUCGCUUAUACAGAAGCAAUCGUCAUUAUGAAAUGCAUUUUCCAAUUGGAUUUCAUUCCUUGGAAUCAAAUAGCAACGUCUAGUCAUCCACUUUUCGGACCAAGAAUCAUUGGCGUUGAAAGACAACCAAAUUAUGCCCUAUGGGAUUUAUUAUUAUUACUUAUGGUUUUCUUCCAUAGAUUAAUGCUGAAAUCAUUGGGCCAGUGGACUACACCAUCGAUAAAACCAAGAAAGAUCAUUCCUUCUCAAAUGACAGUGAUUACUUCUAGAAUUGCUGAUCCUUCUUCUGGAGACGCCCAAACGGAAGAAACAAUAACGCAUCCUUGGCAGCAAGGAACUACAGAAUCACAUAUUGAUAUUAAAACACCAAAAGGUAGAAACUUAAGUAUUAAGGUAGCAACAAAUUCGCAAAAUAACGCACCAACGUUAGAUGAAAAUGAGAAACUAGUAAUUGUUCAAAGUGAAGAAGUGCAUCCUCACAGUGAAAACAUUUCAACUGCCAUGAAUAUGACGGUUAAUAAAUAUCUUGAACCUACAAAGGAAUUCUUUACUAGAAUUCUUAGUCCUGUUGGCAAAGAGAAGACAAAUGUCUAUGCAUACAUGUUCCUAUGUGAUUUCUUUAAUUUCAUUCUAUUAAUUUUUGGAUUUUCUGCAUUUGGUACACAACAAGGCGAUGGAGGAGUGACAGCUUAUUUGCAAGAAAACCGAGUGCCAAUGCCUUUCCUAUUAAUGUUAUUACUUCAAUUCGCGUUGAUAGUUAUCGAUAGAGCUUUAUUUUUAAGAAAAUCCAUUGUCGGAAAAUUAAUCUUUCAAUAUUUUCUGAUAUUUGGAGUUCACAUGUGGAUGUUCUUCAUAUUACCGAGUGUUACAGAAAGACAAUUUAAUGACCGACUACCGCCACAGAUCUGGUACAUGAUGAAGUGUUUUUAUUUGUUACUUGCAGCAUAUCAAUUGCGCCAAGGAUAUCCAACCCGCAUACUUGGAAAUUUCUUAUGCAAAAAAUACAGUAUUGUAAAUUACGUCUUAUUCAAAGGAUUCAUGUUAGUUCCAUUCUUGUUUGAAUUACGAGCUGUCAUGGAUUGGAUUUGGACUGAUACUUCAAUGACAAUAAUGGAUUGGUUCAAAAUGGAAGAUAUUUUCGCCAGUAUUUAUCAAAUCAAGUGUAUGCGUGGAGUGGAAACAGAUUUUCCACAACCGCGAGGAGAAAAAAAGAAACAAAUGAGCAAAUAUCUCGUUGGUGGAGGUGCACUUUGUGUUAUAAUAGGUCUUAUAUGGUUCCCAUUAUUAUUGUUCGCUCUUGGCGGAACAGUUGGAGUUUCGAAUUUACCUUAUGAAGUAUCGAUGAAGAUAGGUAUAGGACCAUACGAACCAAUUUAUUCUAUGACUGCUCAGACCAGUUCAAUCAUUGAAUACAGUGAAGAAGAAUUUAAAAAUCUUACUGAUUUGUAUACUCGAGAUAAAGAAGCUGUUACCUUCUUAGAAAAUUAUUUUAAUACAGAUGUAGCAGUUAUUAAACUUUGGGGUUUCUCCAGAAAAUUAUGGGACAUUUCACCUCCCGACAAAGAAAAACUAAUGAUGGAAUUAAAAUCUGACGCAGACGUUUUUGUUCAUAUUGAAUGGACAGUUUGUAGAAAAACAAAUGUGAAAGAUUCGACUGGUAUAUCAACCAGUCAUCGUGAUGUACCAUUACCAGCAUUUAUUAAUGGAGAAUUUAAUCCAACGAGAAAGACAUUAGCAGACAUGCUGUCUGUAGACAGUGUGAAUUCAUCUAACGCUACAAUAAUCAUACCAUUUUCAUUUCCAAAAUUCCUCAAAGUUACCAGUAAAGCUACCGAUUACGUACCACAAUUGAUGAAAUUACCAAGCUCACAAUCAUUUACUUAUAAAGAAGAAGAUAGUACGCCUACCGAUGAUUAUCUAUUUAGAAAUAUAAGUCUUCAAUUAUCUAUUGACCGACAAUGUUGUGCACAUCAGCAAUGGUGGAUCGUACAAGAAGUUUGCGAUGAUCGUCUUUAUUUAGACUUGUUACAAAAUAUACCAUUGAAUAAUUGCAAAUAUAUUAUGAUGUUUCUGUUCAAUGAUAAAGCAUUCCCAGAAGGAUUGAGCUUCAUCAGUGGAUUUGGAAUUUUAGGCUUGUAUACUACUGCUGUAAUUGUGAUAAGUCAAAUGAUGCGCAAAAUAGUAAGCGACAUGGCGCCAAAGAUAAUGUUCGAUGAUCUGCCGUAUGUCGACAGAAUUCUUCGAUUAUGUUUAGAUAUAUAUUUGGUACGCGAAAGUGGUGACUUAUGUUUGGAGGAAGAUUUGUUUGCAAAACUCAUAUUCUUGUAUAGAUCUCCAGAAACGCUUAUCAGGUGGACGAGACCACCGGAAGAAGGAGAACGUACUGACAAUGAAGAUCAAGAUGAAGAAGACGGUAACGAAGAAGUAGAAGGAAGAGAAUUACGUGAAAGACCUCAUCGCGAUUGAAUUAUUCAAAAUAAUGUUGAUUAUCUGAUGACAUAAGAAUGAAGGAACAUGAUGGUAUAUAUAGUGUGUUCAUUUUAUAAAACAAAAAUCAAUGCUGUUGAUCAAACAGAAAAGUCAGCUUCGAGUAUAUUUCACGAUAUACUUCAAGAAUCAUUACUUACACAUAUAUAGCUAAAGAAAAAAACAGUUCUAUAUCAAGAAAAACUUUUUUCUUAUCAGCAAGAAAUGGUGAAGACAAAAAUACUCUUCUUCACUUAUAUAAAACUGCAGAAACAUGCUUCUAAUAAUGAUGCAAUUUAUAAGUGGCUUAUAAAUAAGGAAUGUGAUGCCUUCGGUAUGCAAAUUUUUACUAAAAAUGACGAUUGCUUUUAGAUUUAAAUUAUAAAGAAAAUGUGGUAUAUACAUUAUGUGUUUUAUUUAUGGAAUCGUGCAAAAAUGAAAGAAACAAUACAUAUAAAUGUUUACAAAUGUAAAAAGGAACUGACACACGAAUCAAAUAUGGAAAAUGUUUGAUGAUUAAUUCAGAAAUGGCCUAUACAAAUUCGCUAGGAAUUUCUCUUCGUAAUUGUACAAAUAGAUCUACAGAUUUUAUUAUUUAUUAAUGAAUAUAUCAUUCAUUAAGAAAACAUGUUGAAUUGUUAAUAUGAAUUCUAUCAUGAGUUAUGCAUUUAAAAAUACUUUUUCAUAAAUAAUUUUAUAAUUUUCAUUAUGCUUAAUAUUUCUAGGUAAUAAUAUAAUACUAUGUAUAUAUAAAAUAUAUAUGCUUGAUAGCAUUUUAUAAGUAUUAAUAUAACAGCCCAGCAAGAAUAAAAAUCUUUAUUAAAUGAUUGCAUACACAUUGUAAUUAAUAAAUAUUUAUGCAGAAUUUAUUCAACAUA
Molecule: messenger RNA, 9222 nt
Organism: Polistes canadensis
Lineage: Eukaryota; Metazoa; Arthropoda; Insecta; Hymenoptera; Vespidae
Gene: Piezo
Product: piezo-type mechanosensitive ion channel component
Source: RefSeq, a predicted model, not a curated record